Habropoda laboriosa is the source of this 1068-nucleotide messenger RNA. RefSeq lists its product as uncharacterized. The coding region runs from base 1 to 1068 and encodes 355 amino acids. The transcript has a single exon. The record is from RefSeq and is a predicted model, not a curated record. NCBI's taxonomy places the organism in Eukaryota, Metazoa, Arthropoda, Insecta, Hymenoptera, Apidae.
AUGCCCGAUAUCAACGAGAUCAUAAAUUCGAUCGGUAACGAUGAUUCACAAGAUGAAAAACAACGAGACAGAGAAAUACGCGGACGUCGCGGAAAAUCCAACGAUAGAUAUAAAAUAAUAAAGAAUGAACAAUUAUGGAAAAUAAAAUUCGCUAAAUAUCUGAUUAACGAUCUGAAAAAUUACGGGCCAACAGGUUUAAUUCAUAUGAACGCACUAAGUAUACUCACGGGAAAACCAAUUCGAAUAUGGAAGCCGGACGGUCGUUUAUGUCAAACGAUUAAUAAUGGAACGAGCGAUAGUUUGAUUGGGCAUACUAUCAAUGUCGAAUAUCACAAACAAGCACCAAACUGUAUAGGACAUUGGACAUUAUUGGGUAAUAAAGAUCCCGUUGAUGCCGAAACCGAUUUAAAUAUGUGUCUGUUCACAGUAAUUGCUGCUCAAACAGGAAAGAGCGCUAUCGAUUUAAGAACAGACACCAUUGAUUUUCUAACGAACAACACGAAACAUUUGAUCGCUCAAAUCGAUACGUUUCUAUCCUCAAAUGGUAAUAACAAUAAAACGUCGCUAAUGAUCGGCGGCGCUCGAUAUAUUGGUACAUCACCUAAGGCAGCAGGUGUCGUACUUGACAAUUCGCAAAAUGUUUACUGUCGCGGAUGCAGGGCUCCUGGACAUCCAAGAGGUCACGCAUCCGAUGCAAAUGCUACAGGUGUAUACGAUAGCGUCGAAAAUUAUUCUCGACUAACAGGAAGUAUGAAAUCUGGUUUCCUAAGCAGAACUGACCAAAAUAAUGUUGCUCAUCUCGUUUUGAAACACGAGAAGACACAACAGGCCAUGAGAGACUUAAAUGAAGGCAUGUCAUCUGUGGCGGUAAAAUUAUCAAGACGACAGUUAAAUACUGAUGGACAUGCCUUACCAAAAAUGAAGGAGUGUUACAAUGGCGAGAUGUUAUUUGAAAAUCUAGAUAUUUUUCAAAUUACGAUAGUAUUACGACACCACCAGGGAAAGUAUAUGGAUCCAAAUGCAGACGUUUUAGUACAUACAUUUUACCCAAAUAAUAAGGUGUACUGA